AUGGAGAACUGUGCAAUGUCGAAGUUUGCAUCCCCGUCGCCGAAAGUGGGGGUGGCAGUGUUUCUGUUGAAGGGAAAUAGCGUGCUUUUGGGGCGGCGCCGAUCCUCCAUUGGCCACAACACCUUUGCCCUUCCCGGUGGCCACCUCGAGUUCGGGGAAAGCUUCGAGCAAUGUGCAUCCAGAGAAGUGAAGGAGGAAACUGGCUUAGACAUAGAACAGGUUGAGCUCCUAACUGUCACCAAUAACGUAUUCUCACACGAAGCAAAACCAGUGCAUAUGGUUGUCAUCUUCAUGCGUGCGGUGUUGGCAGAUCCUGAUCAGGUGCCCCAACUUCUUGAGCCCGAAAAGUGUUAUGGUUGGGAUUGGUACAACUGGAACAACCUCCCAGAACCACUCUUCGGACCUUUUGAAACUAUGGUACGCAGUGGAUUUGAUCCCUUCCCUGCUCAUCAAAACAAUGAGAGACAAUUGCUCAGUUGCUCUGCUCUGCAGACAGCUUUCAGAUGACUAAAAUUUACACCCUUUUCUAGGCCGGUUUCUCUGGGGAAUCUUACAACUUGAUAUUAUUGGAGCCACGAAAUCAGCAGUGUUUUUCUCAUUACCUCUCCACGUUUUGAAAUCUAUGUACACGAUUAUGACUUCAUAAAUAUAUCUUGAAAGGUUUCAGCUCA
Molecule: messenger RNA, 671 nt
Organism: Ilex paraguariensis (yerba mate)
Lineage: Eukaryota; Viridiplantae; Streptophyta; Magnoliopsida; Aquifoliales; Aquifoliaceae
Source: the annotation of a GenBank genome assembly